This is a messenger RNA of Brachypodium distachyon (stiff brome), 3567 nucleotides long. Its product is annotated as kinesin-like protein KIN-7H. NCBI's taxonomy places the organism in Eukaryota, Viridiplantae, Streptophyta, Magnoliopsida, Poales, Poaceae. Gene Ontology annotation, biological process: microtubule-based movement. The record is from RefSeq and is a predicted model, not a curated record. Gene Ontology annotation, molecular function: microtubule binding; microtubule motor activity; ATP binding.
ACACCUGCCCCCUCCCCUCUUUCCUAGGAGCAUUAUUUUCCCCCGCUGUUUGCCAAUUCCCCUUGUUCGUCUUCGUCUUCUUCUCCGCGGCAGCCAGCAAAGAGGAGCGGAAGUGGAAAAGGAGAGGAGACGGCACGGGUCUCGCUGCAAGCUGCAGUUUCUUCUCCUUCUUUCGCGCGCGCAUUGCUCGUCCGUCCUCAGGUUCCACUCCGCAGAAACCCGCCCAGGGGGCAGAAGGACCGGCGAUGGGGGCUGGGGAGGAGGAGGCAGCAAUGGCGGCGGCGGAGGCCAAGGAGGAGAGGAUCAUGGUGUCCGUGCGGCUGCGGCCGCUCAACGGCAGGGAGGCCGGCGACUGCUCCGACUGGGAAUGCGUCAGCCCCACCACCGUCAUGUUCCGCAGCACCGUCCCCACCGCCUACACCUACGACAGGGUGUUUGGCCCCGAUUGCUCUACGAGACAGGUCUACGAGGAAGGAGCGAAAGAGGUCGCUCUAUCAGUCGUCAGUGGAAUUAACUCGAGCAUAUUCGCGUAUGGUCAAACAAGCAGCGGAAAGACUUACACGAUGACUGGAAUUACCGAGUAUAGUGUGAUGGACAUCUACGACCACAUAGAGAAGCACCCUGAAAGAGAAUUCAUAUUGAAAUUUUCGGCAAUUGAGAUAUACAAUGAAGCUGUGAGAGACCUUCUGAGCCAUGAUACAACACCUCUUAGACUUCUUGAUGAUCCAGAGAAAGGGACUACUGUAGAAAAACUCAUCGAGGAAACAUUGAGGGACAAGGACCAUCUCAGGGAUCUUCUUGCAAUGUGUGAAGCUCAAAGGGAGACAGGGGAAACUGCUUUGAACGAAGCGAGUUCUAGGUCCCAUCAAAUACUCAGGCUGACAAUUGAAAGUUCUGUUAGACAGUAUGUAGGAAGAGGGAAAUCCAGCACGCUUGUGGCUUGUGUGAACUUUGUUGACCUAGCAGGAAGUGAGCGCGCAUCUCAGACUGUUUCAGUUGGUAGAUUCAAAGAAGGUAGUCAUAUUAAUAAAAGUCUGCUGACACUGGGAAAGGUUGUACGCCAACUCAGCACGGGAAGAAAUGGCCAUAUCCCUUACAGAGAUUCAAAGCUGACACGCAUACUAUUCCUCUUUGGGAGGCAAUGCAAGAACUGCCAUUGUCUGCACAAUGAGCCCUGCACGCACUCAUAUGAACAAUCGAAGAACACACUUCUGUUUGCAACUUGCGCAAAGGAGGUAGUUACAAACGCACAGGUCAACGUAGUGAUCUCUGACAAGGCACUAGUGAAGCAUCUACAAAGAGAGCUUGCAAGAUUGGAAAGUGAGCUGAAAUCGCCGGAGUCACCCUCUUGCACUAGUCAUGCUGAAGCUUUGAGAGAGAAGGAUGCACAGAUAAAAAAGCUGGAAAAGCAGCUGAGGGAAUUGAUGGAAGAAAAAGAUACUGUUCAGUCCCAACUUAACUGUUUACUUAAAAGUGAUGGUGAUGACCGCACUGCAAAGCGAUGGGAUGAGCAUAGUCGGUCCUCAGAGUCUCUUGUGCGAAAUACACCUGAAGAAGCACUUUCUGUUUCAGAUACUUAUGGAGGUUCUUAUCGUGAUCAAGGUCAUGCAGUGUUUGAUGGAUCAUAUGUCUUCAGUGCUGAUCAUGAUGACUCAUCAUUCCCUGAUCAAACAAGGGAUCGGACGCUAACUUCACCUUGGCACCCUCCCAGCAACUAUAGCUCUGAUGGUACAGAGUCAUAUAACAUGAAAGAUGUAGCUUUUAGAACUGCAUCUGAAGUAUCUGAAGAACAUUGUAGGGAAGUACAAUGCAUAGAGAUACAUGAACAUAGAAGAUGCAUUAGCCACGAGCUUAACAUAUUACCCCCUGUGGAUACCAAGCUCCACAAACCUGAAGUAGUGGAGAUCUCUAGAGACGCACUCCCGCAACCUGACGAGGAGCAAAAAUUUGGGAGUAUAACAAAGAAAAUGGUAGAUCCUAUCAGGAUGUACUCUGACAAAGAGGAGCAACAGACCGAGAUCAUAGCAAAUGCAGUGGAAGGCCCCGUCGAAGUGCAUCAAUGUGAAUCUAAUGGCUUUGCGGACAACGUUGUCAAACUAUACACAUGUGAUUCUAGCAUUUCUUUGGACAUUAGCAAACCUUGCCCUCAUGAAUGUCUGACCGUAAAGAGGUUUAUAAUGAGCUCCAAGGACAGUGCAUUGGCUAGAAGUCAAAGCUGCAGGGCUAGCUUCACGAUCAUUCCAAAUAAUUGGUUUGAUGAUUCCGAGAACACUAGAAGGACACCACCUGAUGAAAUCUUCAAGUAUCCUUCUCGAAGGCCUGGUAAGGUUAGGAGAAGUCUGUAUUCAGAAAAUGAUGAUUGCCAAAACGACACCACUUCAGUGGACCACUCUGCUGUUUCUGCUGAAGUAGUUUGCGAUGAAGUAGUCAAGGACAUGAGCGUCAGUGAUGAAGGAGUCAAGGACAUGAGCGUUAGUGAUGAAGGAGCCAACGACAUGAGUGCAGAUGAUGCAGAACAAGACAUUCUUAUCAACGACGUCAGCUGUGUCAGAGGGCUGGAAGAGAAGACAGAAAAACACCACGAGGACCAACCUGAGGAUUUUAAGGCAGAGCAGCAAGCUGUUCGAGAUGACUCUACCGCAGUGAAAUCGGUCAAAGACGUCGGCAUAGAUUCAUCCCUGAGCACCAUCGAGUCCCCUUCCCGUUGGCCGAUCAAUUUCACAAGACAGCAGCUAGAGAUCAUCAAGUUGUGGUACGACUGCAAUGUCUCCCUAGUGCACAGGACCUACUUCUUCCUCCUCUUCAAGGGAGAUCCAGCAGACAGUGUGUACAUGGAAGUGGAGCACCGGAGGCUGUCCUUCCUCAUGAGCACGUUCAUUGCCAGCCCCGCUGCUGGCCCAGGCAAGCUCCAUCCCGACUUCGUAUCAAGUUUUAAGAACCUCGAGCGCGAAAGGGACAUGCUGUACAGGCAGAUGCUGAGGAAGCUGGGCGGCGAGGGCGAGAAAGAGAGCAUCUACAGCACGUGGGGGAUCAACCUGAGCUCGAAGCAGCGGCGGCUCCAGCUGUCGCGGCUAGUGUGGUCGCGGCGGGGCGACGUGGAGCACGUCCGGCAGAGCGCCUCGCUGGUGGCGAGGCUGAUCGACCCGGUGGAGCCCGGGCAGCAGGCCCUCAGGGAGAUGUUCGGGCUCAACUUCACGCUCGCCCCGCGCCGGUCUGCUCGCCGGUCUUCUUUCAGCCUGCUUGGUGGCGGCAUGUGAUCCCCGACACAUCAGACGCCCAAUGGACGAUGACGUGGCAAUAGGAGGGUUGACUUUAUUGGAGAUGGCAUGAUCGGCUGGUUGCUUGAUUCCAUUAACAUGGUUUGAUGCCUGAAUCGUGCUGGUCAUUCUUCUUUUGGUUGUUAGUGUGUGAUCUUUAGGGACAGUUCUGACUCUGAGUGUGUUGAGAUUGUAUGAGUGGGGGUUCAUUUCACAAACAAUUCAUGAAAGGCUUUGCCUGGAUGCUUUCCAGAAUCAUACUGUAGAACAUAGUACAUCACCUGAGGUAUUCACCAAGUUUUCACGUCAA